Syngnathoides biaculeatus (alligator pipefish) is the source of this 1680-nucleotide messenger RNA. RefSeq names its product lectin, galactoside-binding, soluble, 2a (gene lgals2a). The transcript has 4 exons. The coding region runs from base 148 to 552 and encodes 134 amino acids. The record is from RefSeq and is a predicted model, not a curated record. Lineage: Eukaryota; Metazoa; Chordata; Actinopteri; Syngnathiformes; Syngnathidae. Gene Ontology annotation, molecular function: galactoside binding; laminin binding; carbohydrate binding.
AGUGCUGUGGCUGCCUGGACUGUCAUUGAAUCGGAGCCACCUCCCACUCUGCAUAAAAUCUCUUGAGGUCAGCGGGGCGAGGCCCCGCAAAUCACUAUACUUCCUCUCCUCGACUGCUCAUCACCGUUGACCACAUCUGAAGUCACGAUGGCCGGAAUGGUUAUAAAGAACAUGUCCUUCAAGGUUGGGCAGACUAUGACCAUUGUUGGAAAGGCCCUGCCCGAUGCUACAAAUUUUGCACUAAACGUUGGGCCGAAUGAGAAGGACAUCACCAUGCACAUCAACCCGCGUUUCAAUGCGCACGGAGAUGAGAACGCCGUGGUUUGCAACUCUUACCAGGAAGGAAAAUGGUGUGAUGAGCAUCGGGAGGGAGGUUUCCCAUUCCACCAGGGAGAGGAGUUUAAGAUCAUCAUUGUCUUCACUCCCGCGGAAUUCCAGGUCACUCUGUCGGACGGCUCUCAAAUUCGUUUUCCCAACCGUAUGGGCGCUGAAAAGUACUCGUUCAUCAGCUUCAACGGGGACGUUCGAGUCACCAGCUUCGAGAUCAAAUAAACCUCAGUGAACUUUCGGAUCAUUCUUUGAAAUCGGUGCUUACAUAAGACGAUCAACCCAGCAGCGUAACUGAUUUGGUUGGUACCUACGGAGUCGUUUUGCUGUUUUACACGUGCAGACACAAUGAACAGAGAUGAAUGAACAGCAAUUGUCACAAUGCAGGAAUGUCAUCACUAAAUUCCAUGAUUGACAGUAGAUCAAAUUAAAUACUAUUUUUUUUUAAAUAAUACACUGAACUUUACAGCUUCUACCCUCCCAAACAUUCCAAAUUUGUACCAGUGCUUGCAUUUAAUUAGUAAAACAGAUUAAAACACAGACUUUUGUGAUUGUGUUCACUUACUCCUGUAAAAUAUCUUGCGUGAUAAUCCAAAGUAGCCAUUAGAUGUCGCCAUUGUCAUAAAAAUGUUUAUUACUUGGUUGUUACUGUUAAUUUCAAAUGAAAUGCUAGUUCACUUGCCAUUUAUGGACUGUAUAAUUCUAAUUCAAAAGUCUUUUUUUUCUGUCACUUUCCCCACGUUAAGCAGAAAUACUUUUCCACAGAAGUUCAAAUGAUUUUUUUCAAGUAUAAAUGUCAGUACUGUAGUUGCAAGACCGAAUUGCUAGACCAGCUAAUGUGACAUUUGGAAACUAUAAAUUGUGGCAUGUACAAAAACAAGUUCACAGAUCAGGAAAAAAUGCAAAUCUUUAUUCAGUCCUAUCAAACUCAAUUUUGAAUGCUGGCCUUUGUAUGAGAGACACGCAAGUGUUCGUAUAAUUUAAUCUGACGUAACAAAAGGCAAUGGGACUGAUUUUUGGAGGGGAGACGUGUGAAGAACCAGCUGCGCAUGUCAACAAGUUGCUGUGCUUUGAGUUAUAACGCAAAGCCGGAUAAGAUAAAUUUAAAUUUUUAGAAUGUUUAUUUGUUGGCGAGAUCGCUGAUUGCCUCAGACACACACAGUGCUGUUUUUUUUUUUUUUAUUCUCAUUUGAACUAAAACUGUCCAAGGAAAUGAGCCGUAUACCCAUUCAAACCCACCCUCUUAAAAACAUGUACCUGCCUGGUGUCACCUCAUGGCUGUGCGAGUAAAUAUGAAAUGUGUGGUGUAAAAAUGAUUCACCUCAGCUUACAUAAAAACUAUAUUUAGCACCC